Molecule: messenger RNA, 969 nt
Organism: Neoarthrinium moseri
Lineage: Eukaryota; Fungi; Ascomycota; Sordariomycetes; Amphisphaeriales; Apiosporaceae
Exons: 6
Coding region: 1-969 (322 amino acids)
Source: RefSeq, a predicted model, not a curated record
AUGGGACUCCUUAAACUUUUGACCCUAGUCGUCCUAGCGUCACUUGCACCAGAAGCGUCUGCCCUCUUCGCCUUCCCUGGUGCCGAAGGUUUCGGCCGAGAUGCUGUCGGUGGCAGGACCGGCUCCGUUUACCAUGUGACAACUCUGGCUGAUUCCGGUACCGGCUCCCUCCGUGAUGCCGUCUCCAAAUCCAAUCGCAUUGUUGUCUUUGACGUUGGUGGAACGAUCAACAUCACGGACCGUAUUGUAGUAUCCAAAAAUAUCUAUAUCGCAGGCCAGACUGCUCCUGGUGGCGGCAUCACCGUGUACGGCAACGGUCUCUCCUUCUCCAAUGCCGAUAAUGCAAUUGUUCGUUAUAUCCGCUUCCGAAUGGGGAAAGGGGGUGACUCAGGCAAAGACGGUGUUACUAUCGCCGAAGGUAAAAACAUGAUCUUCGACCACGUCUCGGCAACCUGGGGCCGUGAUGAGACGUUUUCUAUAAGUGGUGAUGUCUACAAUGUGACGAUUCAAAAUUCCAUCAUCGGACAGGGCCUCGAAACACACUCAUGCGGCGGCCUGAUACAGACGGAUUACGGUGUAAGUCUGUUCCGGAAUCUGUACAUCGACAACAAAACCCGAAACCCGAAAGUAAAGGGCAAAAAUGACUUCCAGAAUAAUGUCGUGUAUAACUGGGGAGGAGGCGGUGGCUACAUUGCUGGCGACAGCGAUGGCCAGAGCUACGCCAAUGUGAUCAACAAUUACUUCAUCUCAGGGCCCAGCACCGGUGUCACCGCAUUCACCCGAGGGAAUGCGAACUUCCACGGCUAUGUAUCCCAGAACUACUACGACAGCAACAAGAAUGGGGCCCUCGACGGCUCAGCUCUGUGUGUCAAGACAAGCUGCUACUCGGACAUGGACAUAGUCUCGACACCGUACGCCUACCCGGGGCCGACGACGCUCAUGACGGCCACCACAGAUACUCCGGCCUAG